UGCUGAAGAAGCAGAGGUUGAGUUCGGAGUGGAGCUCAGCAGCAGCCUAGAGCUAUUCCUCUGGUCCCGAGUCGGGAGAACAUCCACUGGACGCAGGAUUGUCUGUGCAUUUAUUUGCUCACAGUCAUGGGUCAGCUGUUCUCUUCACCUAAGGAUGAACACUGCGAAGAUUUGGCCUCCAGCUUUACCCAAUAUUUUAAGAAGUUUAAGAUAGACACAAUCAUUCCUCAGGAAACCCUGGCUUCAAUUAAGUCAAGCCUGGCAGGAGGAAACAUUCAGGGGGCAAACUGUUCAAUUGCCAAUGCAUUAAAAGAAAUUGAUAGUGCCCCACUCAAUGUUGCUGUGACCGGGGAGACUGGAGCAGGGAAAUCCACCUUCAUCAAUGUCCUGAGGGGGGUUGGGCAUGAAGAAGAAGGUGCAGCUGAAACUGGAGUGGUGGAAACGACCAUGAAGAGACAUCCAUACAUACACCCCAAUAUUCCGAAUGUGGUAAUUUGGGACCUGCCUGGCAUUGGAAGCACAAAUUUUCCACCCAAAGACUAUCUGGAGAAAAUGAAAUUCCACGAGUAUGACUUCUUCAUCAUUUUUUCUGCCACACGAUUUAAGAAAAAUGAUAUAGACCUCGCCAAAGCAGUCUGCAUGAUGAAGAAGGAUUUCUACUUCGUGAGAAGCAAGGUGGACUGUGACUUACAAAGUGAAAAAGAUUGCAAACCACGAACCUUCAACAGAGAGAAAGUCCUGCAGCAAAUCCGCAGCAACUGUGCUAAGAACUUUCAGGAGAGUAACAUUGAAGAACCACCGAUAUUCUUGAUCUCUAACAAAAAUUUAUCUGACUUUGAUUUUCCAAGCCUGAUGGAAAAGGUGGUGAAUGCUCUCCCAGUACACAAACGACACAAUUUUAUGCUUUCCUUGCCUAAUAUUACAAGUGCAACCAUUGAAAGGAAGCGGCAGUUCUUGAAGCAGAGGAUUUGGCUUGAAGCCUUUGGGACUGACCUACUGAAUAUCAUCCCUUCACUGUCCUUCUUAAUGGACAAUGAUGUGGAGGUUCUUAAGAAAAGCAUCAGCUACUAUCGAACUGUGUUUGGAGUGGAUGAUGUGUCCUUGCAGAGUCUGGCUAAGGACUGGCAAGUGUCAGUGGAUCAGCUCAAGGCAAAGAUGAAAUCACCUAAUGUGUUUGAAACUACAAAGAAAGAAGCAAUACAAGAAAGGCUUUCAAGAUAUUAUGAGGAGUUCUGUUUGGCUAAUGGACAUUUAGUUACAAAGAAUGUUUAUGGUAAAGAAUUGUAUUGCCUGAAAUUGCAUUUCCUUGACAUGGUGACAGAUGAUGCUAAUGGUCUCCUCAGAGAGAUAUGUUUAAGAAACAACUUGAUUUCUGAUUAGUCUGUAGUUGCCAAAAAUCAGAAUCCAUGACAGAAAAAUAGGAUACUGACAUUAUAAAACAAUAUACUGGUUUUAUUCAGGCAAUCCAGACUUUAUCCAACACUAGUGAUCAUGUAUCCACAUUAGCUGUAGCAAGAUAAUCAGAUAUGUGUAAAAAGGCUGAGAGCUAAAAUCUAUUCACUUUGAAUAAGCCCUCAGAUCAAUUCAUUGCACUUUUAUUUGAAUUUCUUUAAUAAAAAUCAAUAUCCAUUUUUAGGUUUAACAUUGUGAUGGUUAAGUGUCAUUGACAUACUCAAAUCAUAUAGAAGAUGAGUCUCUGGGCUUGCAUUUGGGGAAAUUAUUCUGCUUGUGGAAACUAAGGUGAGAAGCCCUGCCCACUGUGGGUAGUUCCAUUCCCUAGCUGGUGAUCUCUGACUGUGUAUGUGGAGAAAGGCCCUAAGCAGCAGCAUAUAUGCAUUCAUCCAUUGCUCUCUACUUUUCUCCUGAAGGUGGAGUGGCACUAGCUGCCACCAGCUGCUGCUGUGACUUCUUGGUAACAUUGGCCUCUAUAACCUUGAAUUUGAUACUGUGUCCCCUGUUGAUAGCAAUACCCAAAAAGAAACCAUAACUUGACUGGAGAGGUGACUCAGUAGAUAAAGUAAUUGCUUUGUAUGUCUGAAGACCUGAGUUCAAAUGCCCAGGUGCCACAUAAAGCCAACUAAGCAUCUGUAAUCCACCCACUCCUAUGGUGAGAUAGGAGGCAGACACAGAGAAUCCUGGAAGUUCUGGGCCAGCUAACCUGCCAUGAGUAUCAGUGAAUAAGAGACCCUGUCACAAGCAACUGAAAAGUAAAAACCAACACCCAAGGUUGUACUCUGACCUCUGCAUACACACCAUGUCAUGUUCAUGACUGCAAUCACAUAUGCAAUUGUACACACACAAAGUUUUUUCACAAGACAAAAAAGGAAGGUAGGUUUGGAGCAGUGGAUCAAUGGCAUAUUUGCCUCAUAGGCCUGACACCUCAAGAACUCAAAAAAAGGGGGGGGGGUAAAGUGGAGGACUAGAAAGAUGGCACAGAGCUUAAGAACAGCAACUGCUCUUACAAAGGACCUGGGUUCCAUUCCUCCAUAGUACUCACAGUAGCCUAUAAACCUGUUGCAGGAGAUCUGAAACCCUCCACAGGGAAAAGGCACACAUGUGAUGAAAAAGUAUACAUAUAAAGCAACAUUCAAAAAGAGAAAGAGAGAGAGGUAAAAUAACCGAGAGAUUGCAAUAGGCUUAGUAAUAACAGAAAUUCCUAAAAAUCCCAUUUCGUCAGAUUCCUCAAGAAAAUACUAAAGAAGUUCUCUGAUUCUGUUCUAGAACCAAUGAACAUGAAGAGAUUUCUGUACUUUAUAUUGAUAGGUUUUUUAAAUGUUGUGAUGACUAAAUGAGUUAUUUACUCCAUAUCAAUACCAAAAGUCAUUUAAUAAAUUUGUUCUGAAAAAAAUGACAUUUUUUGCUGCUUGACAAUAGCAAGAACCCAUAAUAACUUCACUGUCACUGUCCUUAGUAUUACUAUUAUUGGCUGAUUGACUCAUUGCCUAUUCCAUGGCCUAUGUUUUAUUUACCUUGAAAUAAAAUACAAAUAAACAGU
Messenger RNA from Phodopus roborovskii (desert hamster), 2995 nucleotides. Its product is annotated as interferon-inducible GTPase 1. NCBI's taxonomy places the organism in Eukaryota, Metazoa, Chordata, Mammalia, Rodentia, Cricetidae. The record is from RefSeq and is a predicted model, not a curated record. Gene Ontology annotation, molecular function: GTP binding; GTPase activity. Gene Ontology annotation, cellular component: endoplasmic reticulum membrane. The coding region runs from base 127 to 1380 and encodes 417 amino acids. Gene Ontology annotation, biological process: defense response; cellular response to interferon-beta. The transcript is spliced from 2 exons.